This is a messenger RNA of Pogoniulus pusillus (Red-fronted tinkerbird), 1667 nucleotides long. RefSeq names its product leucine rich repeat containing 42 (gene LRRC42). Bases 195 to 1463 code for a protein of 422 amino acids. Gene Ontology annotation, molecular function: protein binding. Lineage: Eukaryota; Metazoa; Chordata; Aves; Piciformes; Lybiidae. The transcript is spliced from 9 exons. The record is from RefSeq and is a predicted model, not a curated record.
GCCCGCGGGCGCUGCGGGGUGGGCGGCCGGAGCGGCGAGGCGCGGCCCGGCGCGCCGGGGCGGCCCCUGGCGGGGCAGAGCCUGAGCCCCUCUCCUGCCCCCGGAGAACUGAAGCUGGUUUCCCCGGUCCCUCUCCUGUCGGAUGGUGCCGAUCUCUCACCGCUGCCACUCUCCCUCAGAACGGGACGAGGGGAAUGUCUGACUGCCUCCACUCAGAAAGCCAUGUGGAUCCUGGGCCAAUAUAUGUCCGUGAAAAUGGGAAGCUGCAUUUGGUAAAUCAGGCUGCAGGCAGCAUACAGAAUGUCGCUCCCAAAGCGACGCCCUUCAGGCUGUUUUCCAGAGGGUUUUCCGUGGAGCUGUGUAUGAACAGGGAGGACGACAGGGCGAGGAGGCAGAGGACUGAUCAUUUCAUCUUCACCUACACAAGGGAGGGCAACCUCCGCUACUCGGCCAAGUCUCUCUUCAGCCUGGCGCUGGGUUACAUUUCUGACAAUGUUGAUCGCAUUGACUCCUUGAUUGGGUUCCCAGAGCAGAUUGCUGAAAAGCUCUUUUCAGCGGCAGAAGCAAGACAAAAGUUCACAGAACCAGUGACAGGACUGAGAGCUCUGCAGAAGUUUACCGAAGCCUACGGCAGUUUGGUGCUGUGCUCCCUGUGCUUGCGGGAUAGGUACUUGGUUGUCUCUGACAAGCUACAGGAAAUUAAGUCUUUCCGGGAGCUGACAUGUUUGGAUCUCUCCUGCUGUAAACUUGGAGAUGAACAUGAGCUGCUGGAACACCUCACCAAAGAGGCUCUGUCUAGUGUGAAGCGGCUUCUCCUGAAGGACACCUCGCUGUCGGACGCAGGCCUGCGCAGGAUGACCGCACCGGUCCGAGUGCUCAAGAGGGGGCUGGAGAACCUUCUGAUACUGGACUUGUCUUGUAACCCUAAAAUCACUGAUGGGGGAAUUGGAUACCUUCUUUCUUUCAAGAAUCUGAAUUGUUUGGACAUCACUGGGACAGGUCUGAAGGACACGGAUGCCGUCGCUCAGCGGCUCCGAACGCGGAUCGGCCUGGUUCGCUCCCAGAUGCCUCUGAAAGAGUUUGAUCACAGCACCUGCAGAACAGAGGGAUGGGCAGAGCAGACUGUUCUGCAGUGGGAGCAGGCAGCUGUGGAAGCCACCAAGCCACCGGACAACUGGAGGUCCAGCACAGCAGCCCUGCGCUUCUAUGGCAAGACACACAGAACAGAGGAAGCAGUCAAAUGCAGACCGGUGGAAGCAGAUGCAAAAGCUUCUGGAAACUUGCAGUUUUAUAAGGAGAAAGUUCAGAACUGCCACGUCCCUUUGAAAAAGGAGGUUGCAGGCAGCCAUGAAUUAAGGAACCAUAAAAAAAGAGCUUUGGCUGAACCAGAGGCGGAAAGGACUUCCAAACAGAAACAUCUGUGCCUCACAGUAGAGGACUGGGAUCUGUUAAAUGCCUACUGAGUCAGGAAGAAGCAGACCUCCUGUUUGUUGUUUUCUGGCUGAUGGCAGCCAUUGAGAGGGAGGAGAGCAGAGCUACGGCUGCGAUGUGCCUGUGGGUUAGGCUGUGCCUGGGGAGGGGCAGAGCCAAGGAGAAGGCUGAGGAUACUGCUGUGUAUUUUCCAUGCCUAAUGAUUUUCUCAAAUAAAGCUGUUGUGGUCAUCCUUG